This is a messenger RNA of Tyto alba (common barn owl), 6086 nucleotides long. RefSeq names its product ankyrin repeat and LEM domain containing 2 (gene ANKLE2). Gene Ontology annotation, molecular function: protein phosphatase 2A binding. The coding region runs from base 33 to 3086 and encodes 1017 amino acids. Gene Ontology annotation, cellular component: endoplasmic reticulum. Gene Ontology annotation, biological process: negative regulation of phosphorylation. The record is from RefSeq and is a predicted model, not a curated record. Lineage: Eukaryota; Metazoa; Chordata; Aves; Strigiformes; Tytonidae. The transcript is spliced from 13 exons.
UCCCCGCAGGGCGGGCGGGCCGCGGGCCGGGCAUGGAGCGCUGGGUCGGGGAGGCCGGGGACUGGGGCUCCCUCGGGGGAGCCGGCUGGGGCCGUUGGCUGGGCUGGGAGCUCUUGGCCGCCUGCGCGGUCAUCGGCGCCGUGGGCUGGCUGCUGCGGCUGCUGGAGAGGAGGCCGGGCGGCCGCGGGGCGCCGGCGGCGGCCAUCUCCUCCUCCCCGGCGCCGCUCUCCGCGCGGAGCCGGCGCUGCAGCGGGAGCCGCCCAGGUGAAAUAACAAUGGAUGCAAUAUUAUCCCGAUUGAAGCAGCUCACCCCUGAUGAGCUUAGAGAAGAAAUUAUAAGAGCAGGAUUGAAAUGUGGUCCCAUUACGUCAACUACAAGGUUUAUUUUUGAAAAAAAAUUGGCUCAGGCGCUGUUGGAGCAGCAAGGAGCACUGGAGGAAAAAGGAUCUGCUCUGUCAGGGGAGGCUGCUGGAAAUGUCCAGUCUAAUAGCAGCCAGGCAGAAGCACAAAAGGCUUUGAAAACUGUUGCAGUGAAUCACAACGGUCACGGAAGUGUUUCAGAAGAGGUAGACUUUGGGUACUGUGUAGGUCUGAACCCUCCAGAAGAAGAUGUCGUGAUGCACAUGAACUGUUCAGCUCCAGUCUGUGGAGCAGGAUGUGUUGAUUCACAAAUUAGUACCCAGACGCGGUCCAGAGAUCCUCCACUGUUCUAUGGUGUUUGUCCAGUUUAUGAUGACAUAUUGGCAAGGAAUGAGAGAAUACAUGUUUAUGAAGAUAAAAAGGAAGCUCUCCAAGCUGUUAAGAUGAUUAAGGGUUCCCGUUUUAAAGCUUUUUCAAACAGAGAAGAUGCUGAGAAAUUUGCUAAGGGAAUCUGUGAUUAUUUCCCAUCUCCAAGCAAGUCCUCUUUAUGUUUGUCUCCAGUGAAAAUGGGAUCAUUUAACAGAGAUGGCUUAUGCUCCCCUGAGAACGAAACUGCUAAUAAGGAGAGAGCCAACAGUUAUAAAAGUCCGCGUACUCAAGAUCUUACUGCUAAACUUCGAAAAGCUGUCGAGAAAGGAGAUACAGCAACAUUUUCAGAACUCAUUUGGAGUAACCCUCGCUAUCUGAUUGGAUCGGGAGACAAUCCAACAGUUGUACAGGAAGGGUGUAGGUACAAUGUCAUGCAUGUUGCUGCCAAGGAGAACCAACCUGGUAUUUGUCAGUUAUUACUGGACACUUUGGAAAAUCCUGAAUUUAUGCGCCUUAUGUAUCCAGACGAUAAUGAUACAAUGUUGAAGAAUCGCAUCCAAUAUAUUGUUGACCUUUACCUUAAUACACCAGAUAAAAUGGGAUUUGAUACUCCAUUGCAUUUUGCCUGCAAGUUUGGGAAUUUGGAUGUUGUUAAUGUGCUUACCUCACACCCAGCUAUUGUAAAAAAUCCAAGAAACAAAUAUGAUCAAACUCCAGCAGAAGUAGUUUGUGAAAGAAGCAAGAAUAAAUCUGCAGAAUUGAAAGAAAAACUAAGAGAGUACUUGAAAGGUCGAUACUAUGUACCACUCUUGAGAGCAGAAGACAAUUCCUCAGCUCCUGUAAUUGGUGCACCGUGGUCACCCGAUCAGACAGAUGAUAGCCCCCAAAGAAGUUUAUCUAAAUACGCUGGCAACCCCAAAGAUCCGGUGUUGUCGAUAAGAGCUUUUGCAGGCCCCAUGAGCCCCUCAAAGGCUGAAGAAUUUCGCAAGCUUUGGAAGACUCCACCUCGUGAGAGAGCUGGCUUCUUUCACAAUGUCAGGAAAUCUGAUCUAGAGAGAGGUGUUGAAAGAGUUGGAAGGGAGUUAGCUCAUGAACUGGGGUUCCCGUGGGUUGAAUACUGGGAAUUUCUGGGCUGUUUUGUUGAUCUGUCUUCCCAGGAGGGGUUGCGAAAAUUAGAAGAGUACCUGAGUCAUUGGGAAAUGAGCGAAAAGGCUCAGCAAGAAACAGGGGAAAAUGAAACCUGCAAUAGAUAUAAAACUCCACAUCCUUCUGGCAAGAGUAAAAAGUGCUGCAAUUCUAUUUCUGUUGGAGCAUUUUUGGAUGAGGAUGAUGAUGACAUGAGCUUAGAAGAAAUUAAAAACAGACAAAAUGCAGCACGGAAUAUCAGCCAACCUCUUGUGUCCAAAGAACCUAGCAUUGACGCUAUUGGAGAUGUGGAGUGUGAUAUCUUGUCAAUGGAACGUGCAGUAAACAUUCUAGAGGCAUCAGCUCACCCCAGGCACUAUGAGAAGGCGGCUUCUUCCAGCAAAAAUGGAUUUUGUAAUCCUGUGUCCAGUGAAAGGAUAAUUAGUGACAGAAAGCAUUUGCACGAUGGAGAAGAAUGCCUUGUAUCGCCUGUUUCCAAUCUAAUGUCAGAAUUUGAAAGCCUGUCAUUCCAAGAACAAGAGGUUGCAGGAGAAUCAAAUAAAAUCACUGAAAAAACUGAGAAGGAGAGAAUUCUGGCUGAAGGAACAAGUCAGGCGAGAAUAUCCAAGGACUAUCUGGAUAGGACCUGUUACGCAGUUUCACUGGCAAGUUCUUCUGACCCAAGCGUUACAGGUAAACCCGGAGAGAUCAAGUUAAGGACAGAACACAAAAUACCAUCAGAAAAGGAGAGAGUGUCCAAGCAGUCUGGAACUCAGACGAAAGAGGUGCAGCAACAUCCAGAAUUUUUUUCCCAGAAAUUUCCGUUGAAGGCUUCACCCACAAAUGACAAUUCUAAGACGCUAUUCCUGCUUGGGGAGCAGCCCUCGAAGCUGGAUAGUGAUGUCUUAGCAGCUAUAGAAGCAGUAGAGAUUGAUCCCCAGAAAUACCCGAUGAUUUACAAAUGGAAACAUGCGGUGCAGUUGUACUCUUCAUCUGACAGGCAAAGUUGGCCAAGUCCAGGACUGAAGGCAAGAUUCAAGUCCCAGACCAUCGCCGCUGGCCUUCCAAAUUCCAGUUCGGGAAGAAAGAGUCCCAUAACAGGAAGUCCAGGAAAAUACAGCAGUGCCACCUCGUUUUCUCCAGACCCUGGGAGUCCCGGGCGCUACAGUCCAGCGUGUGUCAACCACGCUCUGUUAAAACUGCGUUAUUUUUCAGAGCCUCCAGCCCACUAAAAUAUGAUUCAUCUUCCUGGGACUCCAAUUCUAUUUUCAUUGUUAGAGUGGAGGAAAAAACUACAAUGUUACGUGAGUGACAUGAGGUUUGUACUUGGCUAUUUAUUUUUCCUCAAUUGAGGAUAACUGUAUGUUAAAAAAAAAUGGAAUAUAUGUCUUUAUGCCAUAUACGAGAUAGAUUACUGGUGAUAUGCAAGAAGUUAGUGCCAGUCAGUGCAGUUGUCCGGUAGCUAUGAAUUAAUUCUUGUUGCCAGUAAAGCAGUGAGCUGAACCUUUACUUAGAAACGGUGGUAUUUUACUAUCACCAGUUGUCAUUAUUGUAAGGAACCCAUUAGCCCUCAACUGCAUUUCGUUAGUUUGGGUAGUCUGGAGGAGGCACAUCAUCAGUAAACAGAAAUCUUAGGAGAGGAAAUUGAUGGCAAGAAGCAAAAUGUUCUUCGACUCGCAGGGGGAAUGCUAAAAGUGAAAAGCCUAAAACAAAGGCUGGGAAGUGGCAGCUUGCCAGUGCUGAGUUUGAAUAUGAAACCCUGUGCAUAAAGAGAAAGUGAGUUUAUAGCCAGCAGUUUGGUCCAGACAGCUGAAUACACACACACACGCACGCACUUUUACAUAUAUGUGUGUAGGUAUGCACGUGUUUACACAGAAAACCUUGAGUCUUUGCUUGUUCUGAGGCUGUUAAAAACACCGUGAUGUACUGAGUGCUUUAGUAAAGGGGCACUAUAGCAAUCACCGGUAUUCCUUUAAAUGUUAGUUUGAAGAUUAAAAGAAAAGAAUAUCUAAAAACUAGCUGUUUUUUUCCCCGCAGAAGCUUUUAACAUUAGCAGAUUUUAAUAGUUAUAACACAAAAGCACAUCAGCAAUAAUUUCAGCAAAUUUACCAGCAACAUACCGUAAUGGUCUAGUUUGUAAUAUAUUAGAGUGGUAGCCAGUGACCCAUGAUGUGGCUCCUUAUUUCCCAACUGCAAACAGAGAGGAAUAAGGACUAAAAAUAUUUUUAUUGAAAUCUAAGCUUUUACUAUGUCUCUAGUCUUGACGUGGUAAUGAGUUUUUGUUACUGCAGUCAAUAAUUUUAUUCUUUAGCCUUCUAUAAGAAUGACUUGUUUCGACAGUACAAUGCUGAGAUCAAAGAAUGCUUUUCAAAACCUGACAGUUUCCCAUAUCGAGCUUAAUGGUUGUAAUGUUGGUUGAAAAAAGGCUCCCAGAAACAGUUCUCUAGUUAAAAAAAAAAAGGAAAAAAAAGAAAGAAAAACCUAUCUAUCAUUGCAAUGUAAAUCUGAUCAGAAAAUGAAAAUCUGCCGAGGCUGUGCUGGUAAAAGGGAUGGCCCGGGGUUCCCCGAAGGCGCGGCCCGGGCGCGGCGCGUGCCUGGCUGAGGAACCGGGGGGCGCAGGCGGCGGCAGCGGCUGCAGGAGCCGGAGCCCCAGCCCCCCCAUUGCCCCCGCUGUGCCCGCCAGGGCACGGAGCUGCACCCCCAGGCCCUGCGCCCUGCCCCAGGGUCCUCAUUUGGUACAGACCUAAAAACUGCACUUAAUGCUUUUGCGAGCUUAAUAGUGCCUUUUGUAACAUAUUUUUUUAAUUAAAUUCUUGUUCUUUUAGAAGUUUUAAAAAAAAAAGUGGCAUCCACUUACUAUGGGCACAUAAAAUACAGUUUUUCUUCUGGGCUUUCUGAGCAGAACGUAUUUUAAUGUCUCUUUCUAAGUUUAUUUGGUGCGAUAGCUCUCUGCCGUGGGAGAGCAUUCUUCCUUUAGAACUUAUUCUUAAGAAAAGGCUUAUUUAGCUCUUUCUUUAUAACUAAGCCUAUUGCCAAUGAGCUGGACAUUAGAAAGAGCUACUUUACACAAACGACUCAUUCAGCGAUGCUCAACAACUAGCUGGGGGUUGGGGGGUGUCAUUCUUUAAGAAAGAAAUGUUUUUUAAAAAAACCCAUAACCUACUAUGUUACCAAGUAUAUUAACUGAACUGACUUUUUCAUGAAGUUUUUGAUGCAGCAGUCUCUGUGGUCUCAAACAACUUUUUUAGGUCCCAAAUUCCUACAGUUUUAUGUUAAAGGGCUUGGGGGGGGCGGGGGUGUAUGGGAGAGGGUGGUGUUUUGGGUUUUGUUUCUGGUUUGGUUUUUUUUUGGUUUGGGGUUUGUUUUUUUUGUUGUUGUUUUGUGGGUUGUUUUUUUCAGUUGUUUUUUUUUUUUUUUAAUAAUUUAAUGUAAAUUAUGUCUUUGUCAUGCUGGAGAAAUUAUUCAAGUGAUGAGUAAAUGCCCAAUACCAUAUCAAAGCCAAAUUCAGGGGGUAAGUUGCUGUGCAUGCAGCUGUUGUUCUCCACCCUGGCCUGUCCUGGGCUGGCCCAGGGUGACAUCACCCUUUUAUUAAGAUUUUGUUGUAAAGCCAGGAGACUGAUACUAACACUCUAGUACUUUUUCCUUUUUACAUUUGUUACGCUUUGCUCUCUUUUUUUAGUAUUUAAAUGUGUAUUACUGGUAUGUACAUGUAGACACACCCCCACACACACCUCCUCCCCCCCCUCCCACCACCCCACCCUUGCCUUUCACCUAGUUUCGGUUCACUCAGCAAAACGGGUUUUUUUAACUGUGUUACAUUAUGUGCAUUAGUCCAGUUGUACUGCAUCUUUAGAGGUCAUUUUUCUAACAAUGUAUUUACUUCAGCUAUUAAAAAAAAAGCAAUUUAUGUAGCGAUUUGAUCGUUCAUGAUUGUGAAGAAAGCUCUUCCAUGCUAAGCCUGUGGAGACACUUUAAAUCAGAUUGAUAUUGCUUGAAAUGUGUUUUCUUGGCUAAAAGUUCACUUUUAAAGGUGCAAAAGAUUAGUUGUGGGUGUUUUUUUAAAUUAGCCAAGCGUCAUGUAAAAAAUAGUUACCCUGCUUUCUAUUAAAAAAUAAAUGAGUAGCUAAAAGCGUCACACUGUGUUUAGUGUACGGGCACGGUGCUAAGUACCUGGAUAAUACUAUGAUGUGGCAAAUCUUACUAAUAAAUCUAACUCGGCCUUCCUAAUACAA